GCUUUGUCUUCGCUUUCGUGCAAGGAAGGGGUAGUCUUAUGUUACGUUUUUUGUUUCUCUUGAAAUGUGUCGUGUCUGUUGAUCAUGUGGAAGUUCUUUAAUACAAUAUCGACACGUAUUAAGAGCUUUUGUUCUAAUUUGUCUUUAAUGUACUUUUGGACUAUAUAACGUUAUUACAUAAUGGAGACUUGUGGAUUAUUACUUGUGCUAGUGCUUUGUAGAGAGGUAUUCUGUCAGUCGCACUAUUGUAGAAGCAAAUUCGGAGUUUACGAAGUAGCAGACUACAACAUUCAUGCAUGCGCCUGGUGCUAUUUCUUCUUGUUUCCUGAACGCGAUUAUAAACCCAACCCGUUGACCCACACCCUCGAAAUACAAACGAACGGCUCCAGAGUGUAUCCAGAUAUCAACAAUAAAAGUGCAACUGGAGAAAUCUGCGCCACGUUAUCUUCAGACGAAUGUGAUAAAUGGCGCCUUUGUUGCUUGGCGUCUCGUGACUGCUGUACGCGCCAAUUGAUGUCGUCUGCUGUUGACGACAAUACGUCAUGCCCGACCACGUGGGACGGGUAUGGAUGCUGGGACGCGGGCGAGCCGGGGACAACAAGCUACAUUUCAUGUCCGAAUUUCCUGCAGUAUUCCGUACCCACACGUUCCGCAUUGAAGACGUGUAAUGCUGACGGCAAAUGGCUUACGAAAGGUCCCCUUAGUCUUGAAUGGACGGACUAUACACCGUGUCUUAGCUACGAGGAGCUGAAGGUGUCCAUCUACAUCAGUGUCGGAUGUCAGAUCGCCAGUCUUCUGUGUCUCCUACCGUCUGUGGUCAUAUUUCUCAUGUACAAGUCCUUGAACAGACAGCAUCGUAUACGGUUACAUGUCAACUUCUUCGUCAGUUUCAUCAGUAGCGGAAUCUUCACGAUCCUCUGGAAUCUCGCCAUCACGCACGACCGUAUCACUAAUUCGAACGUUGUCGACACCCACAUCUACAAAAACUCGGGCGAGUGCAGAGUUUUAUCUUUCCUGAAGAUCUAUUUCAACAGCACUAAUUACGUGUGGAUGUUCUGUGAAGGUCUUUACCUCUAUCGCCUCAUCGCCAAUGCGUUCUCGCCCCCAAAACGGCUGCUGCUGUUCUACUUAUUUGGUUGGGGAUUUCCAUUUUUAUAUUCCUCUGCAUACGCAAUUAUUCGAUUAGUGAUGGCUGAUGAAAGUUGUUGGGCGAAGAGUCUCGGAGGGGGAUUGGAGUGGAUAAUUUUCGCGCCAAAUUUAUUCUGCCUUGUGGCCAACGUAUAUUUCCUGUGCAGCAUCCUUCGUAUUCUUCUUACUCAGCUCACCGUGCAUCCGAAUGAACCGAGUAAUUUCAGGAAAGCGUUGAAGGCCACGUUUGUCUUAAUCCCGUUGUUUGGCGUUCAAUUGGUCCUCACUAUUUACCGACUACCUCCUGAGUCACCCCAUUCGCUGUACUACGAACGUUUCACAGAGUUCAUCACGAAUUCACAGGGCCUUGUGGUAGCAAUCAUAUUCUGUAUCUGUAACGGAGAGGUGGUGGCGCUAAUCAAGCAUUCCUGGAGGAGACGACAGGACGCGCUGGAAAUGGUCGCCAAAAGAGUUAACUCCGCAUCGAGCCUGAAUCACUACAACACAGUUACCUCCCGAAUAAACUAUCAAAGCGGUGACAAGAACUCGCCGAGUCGAACUCUCAUAUCGUGUAUGAAGAAGGAGGAGUCGGAAGAAGCGACCGAUAUUUGAAUCCGGGGCAGGACAACAAAGCCCAUGGGCUAUUUAACGAAGAGACACUCAUGGGAUUUAAUGGUCUCCUUUCAUUUAAACUGAAGCGGUGUGCGGCACCUUACCACACCGUGUUGAUGCAUUUGUCUUCAUGAAACAUCGCAUAGUUUAAACAUAUGUAUUGUAAUUCUCAACGAUGGGCUGUUUGUGGAUGUUUUGUGUGUAUCAAUUCUUUGUUCAUAUGUGUAACCUUUUUUCUUUGAUCGAAUAUGUUUAAUAUUUUAUAACUAUACUGUUUUCACAAAGUAUGUAUGGACACUGGUACAAUCGAAGAAAAAAAGCAAUAUUAUUUGACAA
This is a messenger RNA of Dreissena polymorpha, 2076 nucleotides long. Its product is annotated as calcitonin gene-related peptide type 1 receptor-like. The transcript has 12 exons. NCBI's taxonomy places the organism in Eukaryota, Metazoa, Mollusca, Bivalvia, Myida, Dreissenidae. Gene Ontology annotation, cellular component: plasma membrane. Gene Ontology annotation, molecular function: G protein-coupled peptide receptor activity. The record is from RefSeq and is a predicted model, not a curated record. Gene Ontology annotation, biological process: cell surface receptor signaling pathway; adenylate cyclase-modulating G protein-coupled receptor signaling pathway. The coding region runs from base 181 to 1740 and encodes 519 amino acids.